GUAAACCGUUUGACUACUUUAUAGUUUCAAGCCGUGGGAGUUGACCAUUCCAUUUUCAAACUGUUUACCAAAGUUAAGUCUUUCUACAAUCUAAAAAUAUGGCUUCUGAAGAAGUUGGCAGUUUCGUAUCAACUAAACAAUUUCCUGAUAAUUUUCUACUUGGGACGGCGACUGGGGCUUGUCAAGUAGAAGGAGCUUGGAAUGAAGAUAAGGCGGAAUCAAUCUGGGACCAUUAUUUUCAUUCAAAUGAAGCAAACAAGUCGUUCAGAUACUUCUUAGACUUACCACCAUCUGUAAUCGAAAAAUACAUAGAGAAAGGUGUUAAGCCUAGAUUAGCUGAUAUAUAUAAGGGAAUGGGAGUGUACGAAUUUCCAUCAACUGCAAUUAACGAUGGUACACAUUUUAAUUUCAACGGUGAUGUAGCCGCGGAUACGUACCACAAAACGGACAUAGAUGUCAAACUUCUUAAGGAAUUGGGUGUUCAAGUUUAUCGAUUUUCCGUAAGUCCAACUAGGAUUAUUCCAAUGGCUCAUGACCAUUUACCAGGAAAAGUUGGAAUAGCAUAUUAUAAUAAUCUAAUUGACAAAUUAAUCGAAAAUGGAAUCACACCGAUGGUAUCGUUGUACCACUAUGAUAUGAUAGCGGAAUUCAACAAAAUCGGAGGACUAGCAAAUUCGGCUAGCUAUGUAUUUUAUACAAAUUAUGCGAGAAUUUGCUUUGAGAGUUUUGGAGAUAGAGUAAAAUAUUGGACAACGACUGCAGACAUACAUUUAGCGGCUGAAGGAUAUGGUUCUGAGCAUUUUGCUCCUGGUUACCAAGAACCAUUAUUUAGUGGAUAUUCAGAUUAUCAAGUGUUACACCACUGUAUUAUUGUCAAUGCAAGUGCUUAUAAAUUAUACAACGAAGAGUUCAGGGAAAAUCAACAAGGACAAAUAAGUUUAACCAUAGACGGAGUUUGGUUCUACCCAAAAGAUCCAAAUAAUCCGGAACAUCAAAAGGCUGCUGAACGCGCACGAAUAUCAACAUUUGGUUUGAUAGCACAUGUGCUAUCUACGGGGCAAUACCCAGAUGCAUUUUUAGAGACUAUUGAUAAAACCAAUAAACGAGAAAAAAUACGGAUCGAUCGUGUCGAACAAUUUACAAAGAACCAACAAGAAUUAAUUAAAGGGUCAUACGAUUUUAUUGUAUUCAACUAUUUUAAUAGUGUAAAAGUGCGACCAAUGACCGAUGAAGAAAUUUCAAAUGAACUCAAUCUUAAAAGAAGAGAUCGAGGAUAUUUCAUGGAAUUAAAUAAUACCACAGAAACUGAAGUUUAUGAAGGAUUUUUAAAUUGCUUAAAAUGGUUAAAUGAAACUAUGAAUAAUCCAAAAAUAUUCAUCGGAGAAAACGGAUUUCCCGAAGAAGAUGGCAUUGAUGAAAGUGAAAAAAAAAUAGCUUACCAUACUGGUAUUUUAAAUAAAUUACUUGAAGCACUGGAUGAAAACAUAAAUGUUUUUGGUUACUGUGUUUGGUCGUUUAUAGAUACUCUCGAAUUCGCAUUUGGUUAUUGGAAGAAGUUUGGAAUUUAUGCGGUUGACUUUAAUGAUGAAUCAAGGCCACGUUCAAAGAAAAAUAGUUUCGACUUUUUUCAGCAGUUGUUCAGAACAAAGAAAUUACAAAUAAAAAACUAGAAUGAAAUAAAAAUAUAAUAUUAAAAUGAAAUAUUUACACUAAACAAUAGUUAUAUUUUUUUCAAUAAUUACAAAAUUAAAAAAUGAUACUGUAAUAAUUGUAAUCUAAUAAAGAAUUUAAAUAAU
Messenger RNA from Metopolophium dirhodum (rose-grain aphid), 1796 nucleotides. Its product is annotated as myrosinase 1-like. The record is from RefSeq and is a predicted model, not a curated record. The coding region runs from base 99 to 1670 and encodes 523 amino acids. Lineage: Eukaryota; Metazoa; Arthropoda; Insecta; Hemiptera; Aphididae. Gene Ontology annotation, biological process: carbohydrate metabolic process. Gene Ontology annotation, molecular function: beta-glucosidase activity. The transcript is spliced from 13 exons.